Molecule: messenger RNA, 1130 nt
Organism: Capsella rubella
Lineage: Eukaryota; Viridiplantae; Streptophyta; Magnoliopsida; Brassicales; Brassicaceae
Product: calcineurin B-like protein 8
Exons: 10
Coding region: 282-926 (214 amino acids)
Biological process (GO): calcium-mediated signaling
Molecular function (GO): calcium ion binding; kinase binding
Source: RefSeq, a predicted model, not a curated record
CUCUUUUUGUUUUCCGCAGAACACCAUCAUCAUUGAAAUUUAAACACAAGAGAAAAUGGAAGAACAACAAAUCUGAAUACCAACAACUUGGUGUGGAAACACAACAUCAUCAUCAUCCAGACUUGUGUUGAUCUUGGCCUCUUUGGGUAUAAACUAGCUCAUAUUUCAAAAAAAAAAAUGAUUUGGGGGAAUCAUAUAAUGGAAACGUCAAGAGAGUUUCUUAAUAUAUAGCAGAUCACAAUAAAACUAUUCGAUAUUACCAAAAGAGUUAUUGAUAAAAUAUGUUGGCAUUCGUGAAAUGCUUCUCGUUGAAGCGAACAAAGCAUCCUCGUGGAUAUGAGGAUCCUCAUGUUCUUGCAUCCGAAACUCCCUUUACGGUGAAUGAGAUAGAGGCUUUACACAAUCUGUUCAAGAAGCUAAGUACAUCCAUUAUCAACGAUGGUCUUAUCCAUAAGGAAGAGUUUCUUCUGGCUUUGUUCAGAAACAGCAGUAUGCAAAAUCUAUUUGCAGACAGGGUGUUUUAUAUGUUUGAUAGGAAACGAAACGGUGUGAUUGAGUUUGGAGAAUUUGUUCGUUCCCUUAGCAUCUUCCAUCCAUACACUCCCGAACAUGAAAAGUCCGCAUUUAUGUUCAAGCUUUUUGACCUCCACGGAACCGGCUUCAUCGAGCCCCAUGAGCUGAAGAAGAUGGUGGGCGCACUAUUAGGUGAAACAGACUUAGAGCUAUCGGAAGAAGCUAUUGAAGCUAUCGUGGAACAGACGAUGAUUGAGGUUGAUACAAACAAAGAUGGGAAGAUUGAUGAAGAAGAGUGGAAAGAUCUCGUAGCGAAGAAUCCUUCAAUCCUCAAGAACAUGACUCUGCCUUACCUCAAGGAAGUGACAUUAGCAUUUCCAAGCUUUGUACUGGACUCCGAAGUAGAAGACUAAGAGAGAGCAUGGAGCAUCGAGGAUGCCUUGGGGGGGAAAAAAAGUCUGAAAGCAAUGAUUCUUACAAAAUUUUAUUAUGUAUGUUUCAUGUCCGCGGUUUUAAUUAAUUAGUUACUUACUGUUGAUGAUAUAUAAUGAUUCAAUUCCAAGGGAAUUUUACAAACAAUCUUCUUCGAUUAAUAAAUCUUUUAAAGGUUUUUUCAA